AUGUCGACGGUGGACUUGGCGGUGGUGGGCAAUGGCAUGUUUGGUGCCUUGCUGGAUGAGACCGGCCGCUUCGUGUGGUGUUGCAUGGAUACUUACGGAGGCGAUCCGGUCUUCAAUUGCCUAGUGAACAACAACUCGAACCAGACUGGCUUCUAUGAUGUGGUCCUGGAGGAUUUUCAUCAAUCCGAACAACUCUAUGAAGGUACCAGCACGGUACUCAUUACGAAGUUGAGCACCAGCAAUGAUGAUGUGGUUGAGAUCCGGGACUUUGCCCCGCGAUUUGUGCACUAUGAUCGUGUCUUUCGGCCCUUUCAGCUGAUCCGCUUGGUCCGACGUUUGAAGGGGGAUCCCCGGAUCUCGAUCCGGAUCCGACCGACCUUUCAGUACAACUCCACUGAUGGGUAUCAGACCCGUGGCUCUCAGCACGUGCGCUUUUGUGGUCCCAAGCUCACCUGGCGUGUCACGACGAACAUGCCCAUCCGCCGUGUCAUUGAAGAGACACCCUUUCUGGUCGCAGAUGAGCCUGUCAUCAUUGUCUUCGGUAGCGACGAGUCCUUCACGAACUCUUUGUCACAGGUGGCAUUGGAGUUUGAAACGAAGACGGUGAACUACUGGAAGCAAUGGUGCAACAAUCUCACCCUGCCUGUGGAGUUUCAGCAAGUCUUGAUGCGGGCGGCAAUGACUUUGGCCAUGAACCAAUCGGAGGACUGCGGCGGUUUUUUGGCCGCCUUGUCCUUGGGCUUGCCACUGGGGCCCUUCAGCCCCUCGACGCGAGAUUCGCGGGUCUGUCGGCUACUGGAUGAAUGUCUCGCUAUGCCGGUGCUCCGAGAAUUGGGUCUUUUGGACCUUUGCAAGAAGUUCCUCGGCUUUGCCAAGGAGAUUUGCUACAGAGAAGAAGCUCCGCAGCAUGCCUACAAUUCGUGGGGUGCUCCGCAAGAUACCAAGCGAGAGUGGGCGCCCUACCUCGCUGGCUAUCGAGGGAUCGGAGAGGUGCAUCACGGUGGUUCUCUGCUAGAGGAACCACGGGAGGAAAGCCCGGAGACCGUGUGGCAACAGAAUGCUGUGAUUUAUGGCUUGCUCGCCAUUUCGCUGGUGCAUGCCUUCUUUGACAUACGCCUUUCGCAGGAGCUGUGCACACCAAAGUUGUGUGAGAAGCUAGAGCAAUACGCUCGCACCGCUUGCGAAGCCUUUAGCAGCAGGGCCGAGUUAUACCGAUCCUUUGGUGGAACGGCAGACGCGGUGUCCGCGCCACGCUUGCCAUACGGAGCCGGCUUUUUUGACGAUGACUUGCACUUCUUCGUGUGUGAGGAUUUGGAUCCUGAAAUCGCACCUGCAUCACCUCGUCUACCGGUGGUGCAUACUCUCACCUCCGUGCUGUGUUGGGCGGCUGCUGAUCGCCUACAUCGCAUUGCUGCUCACUACUUCCGUGACCCUGUGCGAGCGGAACAUUGGCAACGGAAAGCCUUGGAGAUCCAUGAGGAGAUUUGCCAACAUGCUUGGAACCCCAAACGAGGUUCAUUCACAACCUUUUGGGGUGGCAGCCGAGUGGGACCUUCGAUCCUUCGCCUGGCCGAGCUGGGCUUCGUGUCUCCGGAGGACAGCCGCUUCCGGGGCAGCGUGCGAGCCUUUGAGUUCGACGCCGCCUCUUGUGCGACCUGCUUGAAAAAUGCCGAGGGCGAGUCCUUGGGCGAGGAGUCAAUCAUGUCCGCCUUUGCGACAUGCUUCACCACCAACACGCUGUUGUGGUACUCGGAAGCUUUGCGAAGCAUUGGCGCAGUGACGGAGUCUCGCCGCUUGGUGGAAGCCUUGGUGCAAAGCUCGAAGCAUCCCGGUGUCCUUGCAGAGGCAGUGGACUUGCGCUCGGGGGAGCAAUGGGGUAACACACCCUGCACAUCAGCCCUGCUUUCUCUGAUCAGAGUGGCAUUGCGCUUGUCCCGGACCUGGCGAGAGGUUUGA
This is a messenger RNA of Durusdinium trenchii, 1956 nucleotides long. NCBI's taxonomy places the organism in Eukaryota, Dinophyceae, Suessiales, Symbiodiniaceae. The record is from the annotation of a GenBank genome assembly.